AUGGGUGGUAUGCUUGGUUUCUUCCUUCGCCAGCUCACCUUCACGCCGAAGCCGCUCCCCCAAGAUGUUCGCCUUGAUGGCAAGACUGCCAUCGUCACCGGCGCCAAUGUCGGCCUUGGUCUAGAAGCUUCCAAGGAAAUGGCCAGCCAUGGUUUGGCCAGAGUCAUUCUUGGGGUGCGUACGGUCUCGAAAGGCGAGGCUGCAAAGCAAGAGAUUCUCAAACAGUCUCCGGAUUGCGAUGUGCAAGUCUGGCCUGUUGAUCACGAGUCUUUCGAGAGCAUGGUGGCGUUUGGAGAGCGCGCCCAGUCCCUCGAUCGCCUCGACAUUGUCAUCUUGUGCGCUGGUGUCAAGAAGCUUGUCUUCUCCCUCUCCAAGACUGGCCACGAGCAGAACGUUCAGGUUAAUCACCUGGGGACCUCUCUUCUCUCUCUGUUGCUGCUCAAGCCGCUCAAAGACACGGCUGCGAAGACGGGCUCGCCUUCACGCCUCACUGUUGUCGCAUCAGAGGUCCACUUCUGGACCCCGUUCGACGAGCGAAAGGCUCCCUCCAUUCUCGCUCGCUUGGAUGAGAAGGACUCAUUCAAGGGCAUGGAACGCUACAAUACGAGCAAGCUAUUGAACAUCCUCUGGAUGCGCGAGCUUAGCAGCAGGGUUACCGGCAACGUUGUCAUUAAUGCGGUCAACCCAGGCCUUUGCGCCAGUGCCUUGCACCGUUCUGACCCGACUCCAGGCUUGGCCUAUCUCAACAAGAUCUUUGCUUGGACACCCGCCCAGGGUGGGCACAAUCUGACGUACGCCGCGACUCAGCAUGUCGAUGAGCCUGGUGCGUACCUGACCGAGCAGCAUUUGGCCAAGCCAUCUCCUUUCGUGCUUUCGACCGAGGGCAAGACGUCGCAACAGAGGAUUUGGGACGAGACUAUCGCCUUGUUCAAGGAGAAGGUUCCGAGCGUGGACAUUGAGAGCGGCUUGUAG
Molecule: messenger RNA, 972 nt
Organism: Ascochyta rabiei
Lineage: Eukaryota; Fungi; Ascomycota; Dothideomycetes; Pleosporales; Didymellaceae
Product: 6-phosphogluconolactonase sol3
Exons: 3
Coding region: 1-972 (323 amino acids)
Source: RefSeq, a predicted model, not a curated record